AUGAAAGCCUUUUUAAAAAGUUCAGAUGGUGUUUUUAUGCUGAGAUCAAAAGUAACUACUAUAGGAAGACAUGAAGAUUCAGAUCUUGUUCUGAAGUCUGUAGGUAUUGAAGAUCAUCAUGCAGUCAUUGAAUUCAGCGAAUCAGAAAACAGUUUUGUUCUUCAAGAUUUCAACUCUCUUCAUGGCACUUUCGUUAAUGAUUGCCAUAUACAGAAUGCAGCAGUGAAAGUGGGUGCAGGGGAUAUUCUGCACUUUGGUUCAGGAGGAACAUCCUAUGAGCUAGUGAUAGAAAACACUUCUCAGAUGUCUUGCCCACCAAUGAAACGUCACAUAGCAUGGCCGGGGCAGUUCCAGUUAAUUUCAGAGACAAAACUUUAUACCCCUUCAACAGCUCCUCCUCAGCUGCCUUUCCUCCAGUCUCAGCACCCAUCCAGCAUUCACAACAUUUGGAUGCAUGGAACAAAUGGAACUACACCCCAUCCACCAAACAGAAAAAGACCUGUGAGUGCUUGGGGAAGAAGUAUGCCUUCUUCUUUCUCUCCAGAUACUUUCAAUAGGCCUACUGCAGUCAGACAAGGAAAUGGACAAUCUGGAGCAAGUGGAGUUCCAUUAUCAGGAAGUCAUCAUAUGGAUUUACUUCUUCAGGAAAAGGAUGAAAUAAUUCUGAAAAUGAAAGAUGAAAUCAGUCAUCUCUUGGGUUUUGAAAGUGAGUCAAAACAUAAAGAUACAGUGAUAGCCAAUCUUCAGGAUGAAAUUGCAGUGAUGACAAAGAAAAUGGCUCAGGCUGCUAGGAAUGAUGUCGAGUUUACUCAAAAACUACUGACCUUUGAGCGAGAUAUUGAAGCAAAGACGGAAGAGAUUAAAGCCUUGAAAGAGCAGAUCAGCAAUCUGCAGAGAGAUUCGAGCCAAGUCUUGUGCCAUUCCCUCUCUGAAAGAGACUUAGAAAUUGCAAACUUGAAAAAAGAGGGUGAGAAGUUAAGGAGGAAUCAAGCUCUAACUACAGGACUGGUGACCAGUUUGCAAAGAGACGUUUCAGCAAAGGAGCAGAGAAUACUGCAACUAAAACUGAAUGCAGAUAAACUAAAGAAGGAAAACAGGGAGAAGGAUAAUCAGCUUGCAGUCAUUUCUGCCAAGCGCAUUGGGGAGCUGGAGCUGCAAGUGAAGAGGCUGCAGGGAGAAAUGCAGAAGAACUGCGCCGAACAGGAAAUCAUAACAAAUAGGCUUGCAGAAAAAACAAAGGCUCAAGAGGAACUGAAACAAGAAUGUGAAAGGAAAUGUCUGCAGUUACAAGAGAUGGGGCGCAGAGAAGGCCUCAUUAAAGCUGACUUGGAACAGGCAAAAGCUCAGCUGGAGUGUUUCAAAAGGCAAAUGAUUGAAAUCUUCUAUUCACAAGAAUCAGAAAUUCCAGAGACUGUAACAGAUCAACAGUUAAUGGAAAAGAUAAGACAGAUCACUGAUGAAAAUCUGCAGAUUCGUGAAGAGGAGAAGUUAUUACAGGAGGAAAUCAUUUCCAAGGACUCUGAAGAGAAGGAAGUAUCUGAAAGUGUUGAGGUGUUGAAGAAAUCAUUGGAUGAAUUCCAGGCUUUCUUAAAGACCUCCUAUUGCAGCAGUAGCUUGAAAAGAGAGAUUUGUAACCUUCAAGAUCUGUGCAUUGAUCCCUCUGUCUUGUGGAUCCACACACCAGUAGUUGAAAUUCUAAGCAGUUUACUCUCAUGGGUAGAAGCAGUGGAGCAGCUCCUUCAGGAUGUGGGCACUGACAUGUCUUGCUCUGACAAAGGAAUGGCCUCAUACAUGAAGAGUCUGCUGGAGAAUAAUCAUGAAACUGUGGGCAGAAUUCAAACAUUGCAGGCCCAAUUAGACAAAUUACAGGAAUCCCAGAAUUCUCUGCUACACGAAAAGCUGACUGAACUAAAAGUGGAACAUGAGAAAGAAUUACAGGACAAGAUAAAACUAAUACUUUUAGAAAAAGAGAGAGAAAAUAAAAAGAUUCUGGACAGUGCUGUUGCUCAGGAAAAAGACAAAUUAAAGGAAUCUGUGGAGGAAGAAAAGAAAAAGGUCCAACAUUUGGAAAAUCAAUGGAGACAUUUGACUGAGAUCAUUGAACUUAAAAUGAAAGAAGAAGAAAUUGUAAAUGCCCAACUGAGAGAAGCAGUGGACAGCUUAGAAGAGGCUAGAAAGAGAGAGGCCAUGUUGCAAGAUCACCUGUUGAUGCAAGACAAACAUCUAACACUCAUUCAGGAUGAGAAUGAGUUACUGAAGCAGAAAAUUCAGAAAGAGAUAAUGGAAUAUAAAGAACAAAUCAAGCAACAUUCAGAGACAAUUGUAGCUUUAGAAGACAGACUAAUGGAAGCCACACAGCAUCAGAAGAAUAUAGAGGAGGAAAAUGUAGCUCUACGGGAAAAAAUAGAAAUAUUUCAGAAAGAGCCUCAGGAGUCAGCAUCGUCUGUUUCACAAGAGCUUUCUGACAAUGAAGAGGCCCAUGUUUUUCUGAUAGGAGAAUUAGCAGCUGCUCGGAAGGAAAUCCAGUCCAAACAGGCUAUCAUUUUGGGAUUAAAGAAAGACCUCUCAGAAGCCAAAGCCAGAAUGUCGGAUAUGAUAGGAGAACUCAGUGAGAAACAAAAGAUGGAACUGGAGCGGAACCUAAUUCUUGUUAGAAGCCAAGAGAGUGAACUGAAAGUGCUUAGAGAGAAGCUAUUUGAGAUGUCAGACCUUGUGGACAAGAAGGAUAAAGACCUGAGAACUUCAGCUGAAGAAUUAAGGCAUACAAAAGAAAAACUGAAAAAGCUGAAGAAUGCAGCAAAAGAAAAGGAGAGUGAAUUUGAAAAGCUACCACAAACAGAUGUGCAGGCCAGUAACACCACAAAGGAUGAAGUCCCCAAAACCAAAAAGAAGCAGACUGUGGACUUGGCAGACCUAGGAGCUACAUGUAAAGGCCUCAGACAUGAGGAGACAAUUCAGCGUCAAAAAGAUGCACUGACUGAGCUCCGAGACAGAAUCAAGAUGCUGGAAAAGACUCAGUCUUUAACUAUUAAAGAGAAGGUUCCUGAGCCACUUAUAGUGCUAAAGAAAGACCUAUCUGAGAAAAUAGCUCAGAAAAUAGGCUUAGAAAAGGAACGUGUGCCAUCAUCAAUAAAAAAAAUGGAGGCCAAGCUUCCAAGCCAUUUUCCCAACACAUAUUCAAAUGUCGCCUUAGAGAGGACAGCAAAGUUGGAAAUGUCUGAUGCUUUAGACCUCAGCGAGAAGAUGUACCUCAACUUAAUUCAUGCUCUUGGAAGUCUGAUGAAUGUGAAGGAGCUGACAGGAGUGCAGUCUGUUAAGCAUCUUUCUCAGGAUGAGAGGGAAAAAGUGAGAAUGCAACGACAGAAGGACCUUGAGCUGCUGUACGAUAAGAUCAGUAAACUCAAGAGUCGGCUAGAAAGGAAAGAAAAACUACUGAAAGAGUAUGAGUCAGACAUUGGACAACUCAGGGCGAAUAAGGUAUCUUUGCAAGCGUACCAGGCCGAGAUGACUAAACUGGAAGAUGAAGUCUAUAGAGAAGCAGAAGAGAAUGCUCUGCUAAAAGAGGCUCUAGAGAGGACACAGUUCCAGCUGAAUCAGGAGAAAAGAUUGAACAGAGCUGUUAAACUGCAUAAGCCUGGACCCAAAACAAAAUCAUUCCCCGAAAAGCUGAAGACGACAGACCAUGUGAUAGAAACAUUUAAGAGGAGAGCACAUAGUAAUGCCACCUCAUAGGCAUUUCUCUUGCAAAAUCCUGUGGUAGGAAUUUGCCAAGUAAUGUAAUACUAUUUGGGUUAGACCUGUUAUUAAUUGUAUUGUUUUGAUGAGAAUCCAUUUAGCCCUUGUGUAAAUACAGGAAAUGCUGCAGUAUAUCUUGAAUUACCUAGGACUUGUUUUUUCUUAAGUAUGUUGCUUAUGUACCAUAUUGUAUUUUUGAUUAUUAGAAGUGUAA
Messenger RNA from Terrapene triunguis (Three-toed box turtle), 3949 nucleotides. RefSeq names its product forkhead associated phosphopeptide binding domain 1 (gene FHAD1). Gene Ontology annotation, molecular function: protein binding. Lineage: Eukaryota; Metazoa; Chordata; Testudines; Emydidae. The transcript is spliced from 28 exons. Bases 1 to 3732 code for a protein of 1243 amino acids. The record is from RefSeq and is a predicted model, not a curated record.